This is a messenger RNA of Perca fluviatilis (European perch), 3954 nucleotides long. RefSeq names its product mucin-2-like. The transcript has 2 exons. The record is from RefSeq and is a predicted model, not a curated record. Lineage: Eukaryota; Metazoa; Chordata; Actinopteri; Perciformes; Percidae. The coding region runs from base 178 to 3954 and encodes 1258 amino acids.
CCGACAAAAACAAUCAUUUCCAGCACAAAUACAGAGGUCUCACCAAGUUCAUCCUCUACAGUCCCUCCACUAACUACUCAUUUCACUCAAACAUAUUCUGACCAAAACAGUGAAACAACACCAACAGGAACCAGCACAACUCAUCUCCUGUUAAGUACCCUGGAAACAUCUACAACAAUGUUCUCAUCGACAGAGCAGCAAACUACAUCUAUUCCGACAGUGACACCCACAGGGAAAAUUGAAUCAACAGUGUCAACCUCAACACCCACCACAAAUGGAGAAACAAGAAUUACCAAGACUGAUGAAUCGACAACAACAAUUAAUUCCCGCACAAAUACAGAGGUCUCACCAAGUUCACCCUCUACAGUCCCUCCACUAACUACUCAUUUCACUCAAACAUCUUCUGACCAAAACAGUGAAACAACACCAACAGGAACCAGCACAACUCAUCUCCUGUUAAGUACCCUGGAAACAUCUACAACAAUGUUCUCAUCGACAGAGCAGCAAACUACAUCUUUUCCGACAGUGACAACCACAGGGAAAAUCGGAUCAACAGUGUCAACCUCAACACCCACCACAAAUGGAGAAACAAGAACUACCAAGACUGAUGAAUCGACAACAACAAUUAAUUCCCGCACAAAUACAGAGGUCUCACCAAGUUCACCCUCUACAGUCCCUCCACUAACUACUCAUUUCACUCAAACAUCUUCUGACCAAAACAGUGAAACAACACCAACAGGAACCAGCACAACUCAUCUCCCUUUAACUAACAAAGAAACAUCUACAACAAUGUCCUCCUCGAAAGAGCAACAAACUACAUCUAUUCCGACAGUGACACCCACAGGGAAAAUUGAAUCAACAGUGUCAACCUCAACACCCACCACAAAUGGAGAAACAAGAACUACCAAGACUGAUGAAUCGACAACAACAAUUAAUUCCCGCACAAAUAGAGAGGUCUCACCAAGUUCCCCCUCUACAGUCCCUCCACUAACUACUCAUUUCAUUCAAACAUCUUCUGACCAAAACAGUGAAACAACACCAACAGGAACCAGCACAACUCAUCUCCUGUUAAGUACCCUGGAAACAUCUACAACAAUGUUCUCAUCGACAGAGCAGCAAACUACAUCUAUUCCGACAGUGACACCCACAGGGAAAAUUGAAUCAACAGUGUCAACCUCAACACCCACCACAAAUGGAGAAACAAGACCUACCAAGACUGAUGAAUCGACAACAACAAUUAAUUCCCGCACAAAUACAGAGGUCUCAACAAGUUCACCCUCUACAGUCCCUCCACUAACUACUCAUUUCACUCAAACAUCUUCUGACCAAAACAGUGAAACAACACCAACAGGAACCAGCAUAACACAUCUCCCUUUAACUAACCAAGAAACAUCUACAACAAUGUCCUCCUCGACAGAGCAACAACCUACAUCUAUUCCGACGACAACACCCAUGGCAACAACAGAAUUAACAGCCUCAACCCUUUCCACAAAUGGAAAAACAACUACCAAGACUGAUCAACCGACAAAAACAAUAAUUUCCAGCACAAAUACAGAGGUCUCACCAAGUUCAUCCUCUACAGUCCCUCCAUUAACUACUCAUUUCACUCAAACAUCUUCUGACCAAAACAGUGAAACAACACCAACAGGAACCAGCACAACUCAUCUCCCUUUAACUAACCAAGAAACAUCUACAACAAUGUCCUCCUCGACAGAGCAACAAACUACAUCUAUUCCGACAGUGACACCCACAGGGAAAAUUAAAUCAACAGUGUCAACCUCAACAUCCACCACAAAUGGAGAAACAAGAACUACCAAGACUGAUGAAUCGACAACAACAAUUAAUUCCCGCACAAAUAAAGAGGUCUCACCAAGUUCACCCUCUACAGUCCCUCCACUAACUACUCAUUUCACUCAAACAUCUUCUGACCAAAACAGUGAAACAACACCAACAGGAACCAGCACAACUCAUCUCCCUUUAACUAACAAAGAAACAUCUCCAACAAUGUCCUCCUCGACAGAGCAACAAACUACAUCUAUUCUGACAGUGACACCCACAGGGAAAAUUGAAUCAACAGUGUCAACCUCAACACCCACCACAAAUGGAGAAACAAGAACUACCAAGACUGAUGAAUCGACAAAAACAAUUAAUUCCCGCACAAAUAGAGAGGUCUCACCAAGUUCACCCUCUACAGUCCCUCCACUAACUACUCAUUUCACUCAAACAUCUUCUGACCAAAACAGUGAAACACCACCAACAAGAACCAGCACAACUCAGCUCCCUUUAACUAAUGAAGAAACAUCUACAACAAUGUCCUCCUCGAUAGAUCAACGAUCUUCAUCUGUGACGACGACAACACCCAUGGCAACAACAGAAUUAACAGCCUCAACCCUUUCCACAAAUGGAAAAACAACUACCAAGACUGAUCAACCGACAAAAACAAUAAUUUCCAGCACAAAUACAGAGGUCUCACCAAGAUCAUCCUCUACAGUCCCUCCACUAACUACUCAUUUCACUCAAACAUCUUCUGACCAAAACAGUGAAACAACACCAACAGGAACCAGCACAACUCAUCUCCCUUUAACUAACCAAGAAACAUCUACAACAAUGUCCUCCUCGACAGAGCAACAAACUACAUCUAUUCCGACAGUGACACCCACAGGGAAAAUUAAAUCAACAGUGUCAACCUCAACAUCCACCACAAAUGGAGAAACAAGAACUACCAAGACUGAUGAAUCGACAACAACAAUUAAUUCCCGCACAAAUAAAGAGGUCUCACCAAGUUCACCCUCUACAGUCCCUCCACUAACUACUCAUUUCACUCAAACAUCUUCUGACCAAAACAGUGAAACAACACCAACAGGAACCAGCACAACUCAUCUCCCUUUAACUAACAAAGAAACAUCUACAACAAUGUCCUCCUCGACAGAGCAACAAACUACAUCUAUUCUGACAGUGACACCCACAGGGACAAUUGAAUCAACAGUGUCAACCUCAACACCCACCACAAAUGGAGAAACAAGAACUACCAAGACUGAUGAAUCGACAACAACAAUUAAUUCCCGCACAAAUAGAGAGGUCUCACCAAGUUCACCCUCUACAGUCCCUCCACUAACUACUCAUUUCACUCAAACAUCUUCUGACCAAAACAGUGAAGCACCACCAACAAGAACCAGCACAACUCAGCUCCCUUUAACUAAUGAAGAAACAUCUACAACAAUGUCCUCCUCGAUAGAUCAACGAUCUUCAUCUGUGACGACGACAACACCCAUGGCAACAACAGAAUUAACAGCCUCAACCCUUUCCACAAAUGGAAAAACAACUACCAAGUCUGAUCAACCGACAAAAACAAUCAUUUCCAGCACAAAUACAGAGGUCUCACCAAGAUCAUCCUCUACAGUCCCUCCACUAACUACUCAUUUCACUCAAACAUCUUCUGACCAAAACAGUGAAACAACACCAACAGGAACCAGCACAACUCAUCUCCCUUUAACUAACAAAGAAACAUCUACAACAAUGUCCUCCUCGACAGAGCAACAAACUACAUCUAUUCUGACAGUGACACCCACAGGGAAAAUUGAAUCAACAGUGUCAACCUCAACACCCACCACAAAUGGAGAAACAAGAACUACCAAGACUGAUGAAUCGACAACAACAAUUAAUUCCCGCACAAAUAGAGAGGUCUCACCAAGUUCACCCUCUACAGUCCCUCCACUAACUACUCAUUUCACUCAAACAUCUUCUGACCAAAACAGUGAAACACCACCAAAAGGAACCAGCACAACUCAGCUCCCUUUAACUAAUGAAGAAACAUCUACAACAAUGUCCUCCUCGAUAGAUCAACGAUCUUCAUCUCUGACGACGACAACACCCAUGCACAAAUACAGAGGUCUCACCAAGAUCAUCCUCUACAGUCCCUCCACUAACUACUCAUUUCACUCAAACAUCUUCUGA